Drosophila obscura is the source of this 2595-nucleotide messenger RNA. RefSeq names its product serine proteinase stubble. Gene Ontology annotation, biological process: proteolysis. The coding region runs from base 475 to 2184 and encodes 569 amino acids. The record is from RefSeq and is a predicted model, not a curated record. The transcript has 6 exons. Lineage: Eukaryota; Metazoa; Arthropoda; Insecta; Diptera; Drosophilidae. Gene Ontology annotation, molecular function: serine-type endopeptidase activity.
CCAGCUCCAGUGUUGAUGGCAUUUUGAUUUUGAAUUUGUCAGCCAACUGUUUAUUAAGUGUUUUGACUCGAAGCCAAACUGUUCGCGAACGGCGGCUUGCUGCAUGCAUCGGUCGCAAAAUCCACACACAAAUAACUGUAAAAGGUGUAUAAAAUAAAAUAUAUUUAUGAAAAUACUCACUGAAAGGGAGAGUGUGAGCGAGUGAGAGCAACAGCAUAUACACGUGGUAAAAAUCACGAUUAAUCAUUCAAGUUACUGUGCCACUUCGAUCCACUUCUGGCACGGGACGAAUCGGAACGUAGCGGAACGUAACGGAACGUAACGGGAUCCGGGCUAUGCAAACGAGACGCGAUUAUUCAAUCAAAAAAACUCGCGCUGCUACGUGAAUUAAGUGAAAUACAAUUGCAGAAAUCAGUAAGAGAAACAAAAAAAAAACCAAAAAAUUCAAAAAACCAACAACGAAAGUAUUGCAAAAUGCGCCUGUGCCUGUGCCUGUGCAUGCACCUGCCCCUGUUGCCCAUGCUGCUGCUGCUGCUGCUCGAGAGUGUGGCAGCUGCCCAAAGCAGCUACAAUUCCGUUUACAAUGAGGUAAUUCCGCCAGAGCUAAAGCAGGCCAUUGACAAGGAGCUGCCAAAGCAGGCCAAGUUCUUCGAUGAGCUGGACCUGAUACCGCAAUCGUGCCGCUUUCGUGGCCACAAGUUCGAGUGCGGCCUGUCCAUCUCAUGUGUCUUGGGCGGCGGCAAGCCCCUGGAUCUGUGCUCUGGCGGCAUGAUCUGGUCAUGUUGCGUGGACAAAGAUCUCGAUGCCGAGGAGAGUCCACAUGCCGCUCCAGUAAACAAUACAAGUGACAUAAUACACUUGCAUGACAUUUACCCCGAUCUGUCGCCGAACGCAAACAAGCCACAGCCGCAACAGCAGGCGCAGCAGCACCAUCACCCGCACCACCACAGCAGCAGUGGCAACGGCCUGUCAACGGCCUCAUCCACAUCCACAUCCUCCUCCGCAUCCGCUGGCCGGCCAUCCUACCCCAGCAGCAGCAGCAGCAGCAGCAAUAAUUACUACAGCACCAAGCGCCCAACGCUGUACAGCGGCUCCAAUCCCUACAAGCCUGGCAGUGGAUCCAGCCAUCGUCCCCCGCCAACACUGAAUAACUGGGAGCAGGAGACAGGCCCUUUGGGUUCCAUCAAUGGCAUCACCAAUCAUCUGGACAGCUUCUUUGAUGCCGAUGGGCCAACACCCUUGGACUUGGCGACAGGACCGCAGCAGCAGGCGCCGACACCAGCCCACGAGCUGUUGCCCAAUGCCCAGGCCUUUGCGGUGGGCAAUGUACUGGAUCUGAAUGGGGGCGAGGCGGCUGAUGAGUAUCAGAGUGGUGGAGGAUAUCACGAGUCCAGCUAUCGACCAGUGCCGGGCUGUGGAGAGGUGUACACACGCUCCAAUCGCAUUGUGGGCGGCCAUUCGACGGGAUUCGGUUCGCAUCCCUGGCAGGUGGCACUGAUCAAGAGUGGUUUCCUCACCCGCAAGCUCAGCUGCGGCGGCGCACUGAUCUCAAACCGUUGGGUGGUCACCGCCGCCCACUGUGUGGCUACCACCACCAACUCGAACAUGAAGAUACGCCUGGGCGAGUGGGAUGUGCGUGCGCAGGAGGAGCGACUGAAUCACGAGGAGUACGGCAUUGAGCGCAAGGAGGUGCAUCCCCACUACAAUCCGGCAGACUUCAAGAACGACGUGGCCCUGAUACGGCUGGACCAUAACGUGAUCUACAAGCAGCACAUUAUUCCCGUCUGCCUGCCGCCCGCAUCGACCAAGUUGACGGGCAAAAUGGCCACCGUGGCGGGUUGGGGUCGGACGCGGCACGGCCAGAGUACGGUGCCGUCGGUGCUGCAGGAAGUGGAUGUGGAGGUCAUCUCCAAUGAUCGCUGUCAGCGAUGGUUUCGCGCUGCCGGACGCCGCGAGGCCAUUCACGAUGUCUUUCUCUGCGCCGGCUACAAGGAGGGUGGCCGCGACUCCUGCCAAGGCGACUCGGGUGGACCGCUCACCCUCACCAUGGACGGCCGCAAGACACUGAUUGGCCUGGUCUCGUGGGGAAUCGGCUGCGGCCGGGAGCAUCUGCCGGGCGUCUACACGAACAUCCAGCGCUUUGUGCCGUGGAUCAACAAGGUGAUGGCCAACGAUAAUGCGUAGUGCAGGGACGCGUCUCGCCCCUGCAUCCGGGGAACAAACUGAAUCGGAAGACUGCCUGCCCACCUGUCCGCGGCGUAGUUCUGCGGCUGUGUGUGAAUGGAGAAGGAGCGCGGCCCCAGCGGACGCAUUAAGGGGAGCCCAGGCCAUGUGAUUCCUCUACGACUCGGGGUUGCUAGUGUGUAAGACGAAGGUCGUCACAGUCGCGGCCCUUGUAUCUAUUUUACUCAUAUUACAGUUUCCUUUCCCUCCCUAAUCGAAGCCCUGUACCCUGUACCUGCAUUCCAUUCGUUUAUUGUUCGGCUUAAGCUUUCCAUAUUUAUUACACUCUGCUCGACGAACGCGAUUCCUACAAUUGAAAUUCAUUUACAAGCAUAUUUAUAGUGUUAGUUAUUUAAAUAAACAUUAAAAGUA